UGCCUGAUUACUGGCUCUCAUAUAGAGUAACCUGCACCAAGUUCAUAACAAUUAAUCCACACAGCAGGAAGGUGAGCGUAGUAGCUCUGUGCCUGACAGGAUCGAACAACAAUGAAGCUCAAAUCAAAGGUUUGUGGGAUCGAUGUCACUGUUGCUGCAAGUUUCUGGCUUCUCUGUCUUGCCGCUGUGGGAGUGGCAGCUGAUACAUUGGACAUCAGAGUGACGUCAUAUUAUACCUCUCUGACCCUGACCUGGUCAAAACCUCCUGGAAAGAAAAUUCAAUCCUAUAAUAUCAGCUAUGGGCUUGCCUCUCAAUCUACAAUAAUAGGAUAUGCUAAACGUGUUAGGGGGAACGAAACUCAUCACUUUGUCUCGUUGGAUUCACUGACUGCGAAUAUGACAUACAGAAUUACUGUGAGAUGGCAGACCAAUAUGACCUUGCUGACAGCACAAACUCUACCAUGCAGCUUAGGGCACACAAUCAAGGUCAAUGUGAAGAAUGAAUCUCGACUCAAUUACAAGAAUGAACCUCUACCAAUGUCAACAGUAAAUGUCAGUUGGUCUCUGGAAUCUACCAAGACAUCUAACACUGUUAUUAAAUACCGAGUAACAAUUAGAAACUCUAGAAGUAGGAUCGUCAACUCUAGUUUCACCACACCAACAACCCACAGCCUUCUCAUUGAGCUCAAUCACUUCACACAUUACACAGCAACAGUGCAAGCAUAUUCAAACUGUUCUGUGCAUCUUUUAUCAAAGACACAUGCUUUCCUAACAGAUGAAGGAUUGUUAGCAUUGCCUUCAAACUUCACAUUCGUUGGACACACACAUAACGCCGUGCAAGUCUCUUGGCUACCACCGUCGCAACCGAACGGAAUCGUUCGAGGUUACACACUGUCUUAUGCAAAAGCCAAUUGCAGUCUGGGCCACACAUAUGUGGAAGACGCUUCUAGUUGGGUAAAGAUAGCAGCAAUCAAUGCAACCGACAGAGUGUAUACUAUCACCGGACUCACUCCAGAUACGUGUUAUGCCUGUCUUCUUGCUGCCACAAACAAGUAUAAAGGCUAUGAUACACACCUGGAUGUGUACACCGAUUAUGCUCCUCUUGCCAAGCCUUCGGUAGAUAUAACAGUGUUGAGUAUCAAUUUGGUAACCAUCACAUGGGCUACUCCAGAUUAUCCAGAUGAGAGUACACUGUUGAGUUUCCUCAUAACUGUAAAGGAUGCCGAGACAAGUGGGUGGAAUUCCAGCAUUUCAUUGCAUCUUGCCAAUCUUUCGUCUCUCAGCUACAACAUCGGUGAACUCGCCUUGAGACCAUUCCAUACAUACAGCGUAACAGUGAAAGCUGUUUCACAGACAGGAGGACAAUACUCAAGCGUCAGUGGUCCAUACUCAUUCCGUACACCUGAAGACAUUCCAGGAGUUCCGAUCAAACUGGAGGCCUCCCAAACACGUAGACAAUUGAGUGAGGCUUUUUUAACUUGGGAGCCACCGCUAAAUCCAAAUGGCAUCAUAACACAUUAUGAGAUAGAGACAAUAAAAACCACAUACACGUUGGAGAGAAAUGGUGAGCUUCAGAUGAGUCAAGAGUCAGAUUUUUCAAUCAAAAUGAUGAGCAAUGAUGUCAACAUUAGUUUGCCUCUAAUGCCUAUAAAAAGCCGUUCGAUCCAUAAAGUAAUUCAUCUCCCAGAUGCAACUGACUUUGAGUAUGAGUACUCAUUUAAAGUCAGAGCAUUCACCUCUGUUGGUGCUGGCAACUAUACUAGCGAACAGAGCAUGGUUAUACACGGUGAUGGUCCCACUCCUCCUCGUCUGUUGUCUGUCUCUCUUGACGAGCCAUCAUCAACCGCUACAGUACAAUGGAUACGUCCGAUAGCCGGUUUCUCAUCAUUGGGUCAGAUGUACUAUUGGUACCUGGCAAUCUAUGCUAUAAAGGAAUAUAGAACAGAAUUAGGAGAAACUAAAACACUGAAUGAUACUCAAGGCAUUGCCAUACCAGGCAAUAAGGUGGAGACAGCGCCGACAAAAUACGAAGAUGUCAAAUUAUAUGCAGCAAAUUUUUCAAACAUUUUUGGUGACAUGAACUACUUUGUGUGGCUACUAGUUGGAAAUGCUGCAGGUGCUAGUCAUGAGUCAAAUGGCAAGUUAUUGGCAAUUCGACCAAAGGCACCCCUGUUUGUUGCUGCACCGGAUGUACUAGAUGAGGGUUUCCAGUCACAGUCUAAUGAUGACGCAAAAGUUGGAAAAGUGACGACGAGUGGGAGAAUGGUACAACUGAGAGCUGUUUCUGGCAUCAAUGGUGAUAUCGUAAAAUAUGCCAUUAUUGUUCUUCAACUUCCAACUGAUGAGUCUAAAGCUCUGAGUCAGGCAGAGCCCACCUCGCCAUUGAGCUCUGACUACAUAUUAGCAUCAAUCAAACCACCAUACUUUGCAUUCCUUAACAACUGGGCUGGCAUUCAGUUCAAUGUGCAUGACGACAAGUCUAAUGACGACGUCAACUCUAACUGGGAAUGGUUCGAAAUUGGAAAAGAAGAUUCUUGUGAGGAAGACAGCAUGGCUUGCAACAAACUGCUUUCACCCGGAACAAGUUAUAGGUCAGUUCUGCUGCACAUUGCCCACAGCAGUUGCAUACCGAUAACAAAUAAGCAAACAAACAUACAAAUAGACAGGCAAAUGAGCACACAAGCCGACAAACGUAGACAUACACACGCACGCACGCAUGCACACACACACACACACACACACACACACACACACACACACACACACACACAGAAGUGUGCAGAAUAGAAGAUGCAUAUCAUCUAGUGACUAGUAUCUAUCAUAGUAUAUAUACUGUAGCGACUAUGACAGUCAGUCAGAGCACAAUGUGAAUGAAGUAGCAUUCACGUACCUAUAGAUCGUAGGCAGAUACUAUACAUCAUUAUACUAUAACAUGAAUUCAAACUACAGACUCUAAGUGCCUGUCUGUGUCCACACAGAGUGAUGCUUGACAGCUAGGAAAUUAUGCACAUCACAAGUACAGUCAGUAAGGAUACGCACUGUACCAUAAAUUACAUGUGCAUAAACUUUCUACCUUUGAAUAGUUUUUAUUGAAGUUGAAUAUCUUGCUACAAUGGUAGAUAAAUAAAUACAUAUUUAUCCAGAACACUCUCUGUCUUCCAACGGGUAGUUACAAUUUUUAAUAUGAAAUAAUUCAGAUGGCAUUCCUACCACACACUAGAAGAAUCAAGAUGAUUGCCGUGGUCCGCCUAAUUAUUCUCUGACGUUCGAUAGGCUCUAAUACAUACACAUUAACUAUACCUUCAAUACUCCAUCAAAAUAUGUUGACUACUUUAAAACAGUAGACAAAAUGAUUCUGGCAUUUGACAAAUAUCGAUUGCCUGCAAGAGUACAAUUGUUUGAUAUAAUUUCUUUCUUAUGUUUAUGCCGUAUUACCUCACAUGCAAAGGCAGGGUUCUUAUUAGAAUAUUUUGGCACAGUCAGUACUAGUUAUUCUGACCACGUUGUCCCUCUGGUUUCUGUCAUACUAAUGCGACUGUAGGAUUAUCAGUGGCAAAUGGACAAUGACCCGUGUGAGUGUGUGUGUGUGUGUGUGUGUGUGUGUGUGUGUGUGUGUGUGUGUGUGUGUGUUGGUCAAAAACUUAGUGUGUCGGUUUAUUGGAUGUCGGAUUAUCGGAUGUUGGAAUAACAAGGUCUGACUGUACUAUGUGCCUUUGCACAGCGUGGUUAGGUAAUAGGGUAGAAGCCACGAAAUUUCCUGGAAGAUAGCAGACAAAGUAAGACAUCAUACAUUUCUGAUAAAUGUUUGCAGCAUGUGUAAGUGAUGCAAGAGAGCCGUUGCCAACUGAAAUUUAUCUGAGAGCAACCAAAUCAGCACCAGAAAUACGGCGAUCAGUGAUGUCUUCCAUUGCCUUCAAUCCUCCAGGAAACUCCAUGGCUCCUAACCUAUUCCCUAACCACACCGUACAAAGGUACAUAGUACCAAAUGUUCUAAUAAGAGCCCCACUGUGCUAUGUGAAAUACUAUGGUGUCAACUGAUCAUUCCCACUGAUAUACAUACAUCCCAUCACGUUGAACCCCAAUACUAAUAAAGGCCAGACCAACUAAGUUCUGAUGCUCGGAUAUUUCGACAUGAAACCUGGACCAACCAAUCAAAAUAAAAUAAAUAAAGUAACGAUCAUGCGACAUUUUGAGCAUGAUCAGUUUUCAUUGCACUGCAAUGCAUACAAACGUGAGACAACAAAGUGGACACCAAAACAAAAGUCGCCGAUACCGACCGGAACAUGGAAACAGUCACUUGGACCACAUGCACUGUUACACUUGUGAAGUCAUUAAUACAUGGUCGUAUUACCUUGCAUGAUGUAUACACUACCAAGUCAUUUACAGCAAGUGCGAUAUUAUUGCAUGUAUGCACAUCAAAUUUUAUUUUUGUUUUGGUCAAGCUUAAACUGGACCGGCGAAUCCGAGCAUCAAGAAAUUCAAUUGGUCUGGCCUAACAGACAGACAAUGACUUAACACAUGUAGUAGCUUGCACUAAAGGUAGCAAAUAGAUACACAUUCAACACAAAUACGUGUUAAUGGCA
Corticium candelabrum is the source of this 4583-nucleotide messenger RNA. RefSeq names its product phosphatidylinositol phosphatase PTPRQ-like. The transcript has 15 exons. Gene Ontology annotation, molecular function: protein binding. The coding region runs from base 112 to 2787 and encodes 891 amino acids. The record is from RefSeq and is a predicted model, not a curated record. NCBI's taxonomy places the organism in Eukaryota, Metazoa, Porifera, Homoscleromorpha, Homosclerophorida, Plakinidae.